This is a messenger RNA of Physella acuta, 975 nucleotides long. Its product is annotated as large ribosomal subunit protein bL17m. The record is from RefSeq and is a predicted model, not a curated record. Gene Ontology annotation, molecular function: structural constituent of ribosome. Gene Ontology annotation, cellular component: ribosome; mitochondrial large ribosomal subunit. Gene Ontology annotation, biological process: translation. NCBI's taxonomy places the organism in Eukaryota, Metazoa, Mollusca, Gastropoda, Physidae.
CGGAAGUGUUCAUUGACAAUGACCUCCAAUUUGUGUGUGUUGAGAAUGUGUUUGUCCUGUACGUGAGGCCCAGUUGUAAGCAGUAAACAAGCAUCAUGUUGAGGUUCAGGCACUAUGAGACACCUAGAAAACUAGCCCUAUAUCCUGGGGCAGGACAGCCUGGUCGUAUCAGAAGGCUCAAAGAAUUAGUCUCUGGGCUGAUUCGCUAUGAAAGAGUGGAACCUCUAUGGAGUCAUGCUGAUGAAGCUCGACAAUACAUAGAAAGGCUGAUUUACCUAGCUGUAAAAAAUGGUGAUCAACAUAAAGAGACUAUGGAUAUUGCAAACUUUUGGCUAGAGGAGAAAGACUUGGUGCAUAAACUUUUCAAAGUGCUGGUACCGCGAUACAAAGGUUAUAAAACCUGUGUCACAGAUCUGCAUAAGUUAGCAACUCGGUACCCAGGCUCAGGAGCAGCAUUGGGUGUUUUAGAGUUAAGAGGUAAUCCCUAUCCACCCAUCAUACCACACCAGAGGGACAUGAGAUACACCCUGUCCAACAUGCUUCUAUCAGCCGCAAGACAUGACUUUUACGCAGCAAAGCAAACUACUGCCAAAACCACUGCUGCAGCCAAACAGAGACCCGCUACAACUUCAACAACAAAUAGUACAAAAUCUUCUUCUGUAGACCCUCCAUCAGAACCAGCUGAUCAAAGAUAGUUUUCAUUAUUUUUAUUUUUUUUUUACUUUAUGGGCAUAACAUUAGCUGUUAUUGUAUUCUUGCUGUUUAGUGUUAUCUUGGAAGAUGUUUGGUUUUUUGUGUUAAGUGUAUUCAAAAUGAAACCUGAGAUCAAAUGAAUGAAAAUCUGGUGAUAGUUGUACCAGGACACAAAUUGUUUACAUUUUCCAAACACCAAUCAAUAAUAUUUUGACCAUCUAUUUGAUAAGUGUGUUGUAUCAAAGCAUGUGCUUUUGUAAUUAAAUAAAUGACAGAAGUUUU